AAUUCAGUAAUUUGAAAUUGAUGUGAAUUUUUUUGAUUUUAUUUUGAAAGAGCUAUAAUACACUUUAUAGUUAUAACUAAUAAAUGGUAUAUUUAAACAUAAAUUAUUUUAAAAUUGUAUUGGUUUCUGGAGUUGUUUUAUUUUAUUAUGUGUAAUGUUUGAUCAUUGCUGUCAAAUAUCCUUGUUGUUAAUUUUGAUUUGGUCUGUAUGGAUAAAAUCGGAAUUUGUAGAUGAAAGUAAUUCGUUAAUAGAUACAUUACCUAGGUAUGUGAUGUAUGAUAUAAAUCAAUCGGAAGGAUUUAAUUUACGACGUGAUGUAUUUUUACGUAUGGCAACAUUUAUAAGGCAUUUAAAUCAAAUUUCAAAUUAUAGUUGGAUAUUAGUUUUACCACCAUGGAAUCAGUUAUAUCAUUGGCGAUCAAUGCAUAUAAAUCAAGAUAAUCUUCCAUGGAGUUUGUUUUUUAACUUGGAUGCAAUUAAAAAAACCACUCCAAUUAUUGAGACUCAUGAAUUUGUUGAAAUUAAUGGAUUACGACCUAUUGAUGUUUAUGUCACUCUACAGCAUUACCGUGGAUUAUCAGAUCCUAAUCAUGAUUGGUCGGACAAAUGGGAAGUUACAGAUUGUGUAGAUAUUAAGAAAAAUCAAGUAUGGAAUUAUACAAAUUUAACAUCAUUAAUGAAUUUGUGUUUAUCAUUUCAAGGACCAUCAAGUCUUUUAAUUGAAAUCAUUAAUGAUUUUAAUCCUAGAACAAUUAUGUUUAAUCAUGCUGAAGUUAUUUUACAUGACUAUUAUGGUGGUUCAGAGUAUUGGCUAAUUAGAAAAAGUAUGCAGUUUGCUACAGAUUUAAAAAACAUUGCUAAUACAUUCAAAACAAAUUUUUUGCUUGAUAAAUAUUUAUGUGUUCAUCUGCGACGUCGAGAUUUUUUGUAUGGUCGUCCACAAGAGGUUCCUAGUAUAGAGUGGGCUGCAAGUCAAAUUUUAGAAAAACUUCAAUCACUUAAAAACCUGAAAUUUGUGUUUGUGUCAACUGAUGCAUCUGAUAAAGAGUUCUAUAAUUUAAAAGAGCUAUUAAUUGGCUACAAUGUUAUUAAGUAUGAUGCUAAUGAGGAAAUCUUAAAAUCAUAUAAAGAUGGAGGGGUUGCUAUUAUUGAUCAAAUAAUAUGCUCACAAGCAGAUUAUUUUAUAGGUACUCAUGAGUCAACAUUUUCAUUUCGAAUACAAGAAGAGCGAGAAAUUCUUGGUUUUCAUCCAGAAACCACUUUCAACCGUUUGUGUGGUGAUAAAAUGAAAGAUUGUGCACAACCAUCAAAGUGGAGAUUAGUCACUUAAUAUUAUGAAAUAAAAUGAAAAUUGAUAAUUAAAAUUUUUUUGGGCUUUAGAA
Daktulosphaira vitifoliae (grape phylloxera) is the source of this 1382-nucleotide messenger RNA. Its product is annotated as GDP-fucose protein O-fucosyltransferase 2. Gene Ontology annotation, biological process: protein O-linked glycosylation via fucose. The transcript has 7 exons. The record is from RefSeq and is a predicted model, not a curated record. Bases 155 to 1330 code for a protein of 391 amino acids. Gene Ontology annotation, molecular function: peptide-O-fucosyltransferase activity. NCBI's taxonomy places the organism in Eukaryota, Metazoa, Arthropoda, Insecta, Hemiptera, Phylloxeridae.